Molecule: messenger RNA, 1709 nt
Organism: Pyrus x bretschneideri (Chinese white pear)
Lineage: Eukaryota; Viridiplantae; Streptophyta; Magnoliopsida; Rosales; Rosaceae
Product: ribosome maturation protein SBDS
Exons: 7
Coding region: 308-1444 (378 amino acids)
Biological process (GO): cytosolic ribosome assembly; ribosome biogenesis
Molecular function (GO): nucleic acid binding; zinc ion binding
Source: RefSeq, a predicted model, not a curated record
CGAAUUUGAAGCUCUGCUCAACUCCGGCCAGUUACCGGCCCACCACCACACGGAGCCACCGCUUUCUCUCUCCGACGGUGGAAGCUUCCUUCACCACAAAGAGCACCGCUCUCUCUCUCUCUCUCGCGAUUCCCAGAUUUCAGACACUCAAAUUCUGAUAGUCUUCGACUCUUCAUCCAGUGCACUCACUGUGCACCGAUUCUCCCCCAAAUCAGGUUGUUGCCUCCGCAGAUUGUGCUGGAGCCUUGGACGUCACCUUAGGGAUCGCGUAGCGUCUUCAAUUGAAUCCAUAAACAGUUCUGCAGAAAUGUCGAGAUCACUGGUGCAGCCGGUAGGGCAGAAGAGGCUGACGAACGUGGCAGUGGUGCGUCUGAAAAAGCGCGGCACCCGCUUUGAAAUUGCCUGUUACAAGAACAAGGUCCUCUCAUGGCGCUCUGGCGUUGAGAAAGAUUUGGAUGAAGUACUGCAAUCGCAUACCGUUUACACAAAUGUUUCGAAAGGUGUUCUUGCCAAGACAAAAGACUUGAAGGCCGCAUUUGAUUCCGAUGACCAGACCAAGAUUUGUUUGGAGAUUUUGGACAAGGGAGAGCUUCAAGUGGCUGGGAAGGAGAGGGAAUCUCAGUUGUCCAGUCAGUUUCGGGACAUAGCCACCAUUGUUAUGCAGAAAACCUAUAAUCCUGAAACCCGACGUCCUUACACUAUUAGCUUGAUUGAGAGUCUAAUGCAUGAAAUUCACUUUGCUGUAGACCCACAUAAAAGCUCGAAGAAGCAGGCUCUGGAAGUUAUUCAUGAGCUUCAGAAGCACUUCCCAAUCAAACGGUCUCCAAUGAGAUUGCGACUCAUAGUUCCUGACCAUGAAUUUUCAUCUCUUUCAGAGAAGCUGACCACCUGGAAUGCUAGCAUAAUUUCUAAAGAUCAAUCUGGAAGUCAGAUAUCUACUAUAUGUGAAUUGGACCCUGGUUUUUAUCGUGAAUGUGAGGGAUUGAUGAUGAAGUUGCAUGGUAGAUAUGAAGUUCUUGCACUCUCUGUGCAUGCGGAGGGUGACACUGUUAUCGAUCAAUAUGAUGAUCAUGAGGAUGAACCGUCACACUCACUCAAAGAUUCCUCAAACAUCAGUUCAUUAAAGGAAAAAGAAUGUACUGAUCCUGACUUAUCGAAAAAGGACUCGGCUGAUCCUGUGCUAAAAUUGAGCGAUGAUUUGCAGAAACAGAGCAUCUCUACUGGGAGUGGAAAUGCUGCAGCGGAGGGAAAGCAGAACAGAUGCAGCACAUGCAAUGCAUUCGUGGGCGAUUCCAAGCAGUAUAGGGAUCACUUCAAGAGUGAGUGGCACAAGCAUAACUUGAAACGCAAAACCAGACAACUUCCUCCCCUUACUGAAGAAGAGUGUGCAGCUGACAUGGAAAUGGACGACUACAAAGCCGAUUUGAGGGAUUAUUCCUUCUAACAGACUUACAUGUUAAAGUCGAAAGACUCGAGUUGAUUGAGAAAGAUCCGACUAGUUUUGGAUAAAUUUUGGUUAGAGCUAAUGAAUGAUUUCGUAAACUGUUUUACAACUGUUUGUGAAUAAUUUUUUUACCCAAUAUCGUGUAUUUUGGUAUGUACUCAAACUCAAAUCCAAUGUAUUAAGGCUGUGUUAUCUACGAACUGAAAGUCCCUGGACACUGUAUGGCAAUGUUCUCUCAUAUACACAUACGAUUCUCGAUUGCUUA